Microthlaspi erraticum is the source of this 1104-nucleotide messenger RNA. The record is from the annotation of a GenBank genome assembly. NCBI's taxonomy places the organism in Eukaryota, Viridiplantae, Streptophyta, Magnoliopsida, Brassicales, Brassicaceae.
AUGGGCGCCGCCGGCUCCAAACUCGAGAAAGCUCUCGGCGACCAGUUCCCGGAGGGUGAACGAUACUUCGGAUUCGAAAAUUUCGGCAACACUUGCUAUUGUAACAGUGUUUUGCAGGCCCUUUAUUUCUGUGCUCCCUUUCGUGAACAAUUGCUCGAGUACUGUGCAAAUAAUAAGACUGUAGCUGAUGCUGAGGAGAAUCUCUUGACUUGCUUGGCAGACUUGUUUUCUCAGAUAAGUUCCCAGAAGAAGAAAACAGGAGUUAUUGCUCCGAGGCGCUUUGUACAGAGGUUGAAGAAACAAAAUGAGCUUUUCCGGAGUUAUAUGCAUCAGGAUGCACAUGAGUUCCUCAAUUAUUUGCUAAAUGAAGUUGUUGACAUCUUAGAGAAAGAGGCUCACGCUACAAAACCGGACAAUGAAAUUUCAUCAUCUCCUGGAAAGAUUGCUAAUGGACCAAAAGUUCCUCAGGCAAAUGGUGUGCAUAAAGAGCCUAUUGUUACAUGGGUGCACAAGAUUUUCCAGGGUAUACUUACCAACGAGACAAGGUGUCUGCGGUGUGAGACAGUAACAGCAAGGGACGAAACUUUCCUAGACCUAAGCCUUGAUAUUGAACAGAACAGUUCAAUAACUAGCUGUUUGAAAAACUUCAGCUCCACAGAGACUCUAAACGCCGAAGACAAAUUCUUCUGUGACCAGUGCUGCAGUUUACAAGAAGCGCAGAAGAGGAUGAAGAUCAAGAAACCGCCACACAUCUUAGUCAUACAUCUGAAACGGUUCAAAUACAUUGAACAGUUGGGCCGCUACAAGAAGCUAUCUUACAGAGUCGUCUUCCCUCUCGAACUGAAACUCAGCAACACAGUGGAAGAGUACGUGGACAUUGAGUACUCUCUCUUUGCAGUCGUGGUCCAUGUCGGAAGCGGUCCUAACCAUGGUCACUACGUUAGCCUGGUGAAGUCUCAUAACCAUUGGCUCUUCUUCGACGAUGAGAAUGUUGAGAUGAUCGAAGAGUCUGCUGUUCAAACGUUCUUCGGUUCAUCGCAAGAGUACUCCAGCAACACUGAUCAUGGCUACAUCUUGUUCUAUGAGAGCCUCGGAACAAGGUAG